Molecule: messenger RNA, 3439 nt
Organism: Polistes dominula (European paper wasp)
Lineage: Eukaryota; Metazoa; Arthropoda; Insecta; Hymenoptera; Vespidae
Gene: PpV
Product: Protein phosphatase V
Molecular function (GO): protein serine/threonine phosphatase activity
Source: RefSeq, a predicted model, not a curated record
CGUUUAAUUCAUUCUUUGAUAUCGAUUAGUCGAAUCCAUUUUUCUUCAUCCGACAUUUUCUUUUAAGUCAACUUUGAUACUCGUAAGGCGCAUACGCAACGGUAAAAGAAAGCUUUCAUUGAGGCAAACAUAUUGAAACGUUUUCACGAUCGUUUAUAUGCUCACUGAGCGUUUUAAACAUCGAUUGAAUUAUUUUAUCCAAUUUAUGACGAUUCGAUUAGCCAUUCAACGUGUUAUGGACAUCGAUGAAUAAAAUGUGAAUGCUGUGUGAAUUAGUGUUAUUCCUCGAGUAUGCGUUUUUUACAUUUUUUAUUAAUAAAUACAAAUCUAGUGUUCUUGUGUAUGAUGCAGUUAAGUUUGAUUUUUCUCUACAUCGGUGGUUGAAUGAGGGCGCGACCGGUAUUUUCCCGUAGUACAAAUCCAAAAUGUCAGACAUCGAUAAAUGGAUAGAUAUCGCUAAAGAAUGCAAAUAUCUUCCGGAAAAUGAUCUUAAGAAACUUUGUGACAUUGUAUGUGAUUUAUUAUUGGAAGAGUCCAAUAUUCAACCUGUGUCUACUCCGGUAACGGUUUGUGGCGAUAUCCAUGGACAGUUUUAUGAUCUGGAGGAAUUAUUCCGUAAUGGAGGACCUGUGCCUGAUACAAAUUAUAUAUUCAUGGGUGAUUUUGUGGAUAGGGGCUAUUAUAGUUUAGAAACAUUUACACGCCUACUCACGCUUAAAGCUAAAUGGUCUGAUAGAAUAACAUUACUCAGAGGGAAUCAUGAAUCAAGACAAAUUACACACGUCUAUGGAUUUUACGAUGAAUGUCAAAACAAGUACGGCAAUGCAAAUGCAUGGAAGUAUUGUUGCAGAGUCUUUGAUUUGCUCACAGUUGCUGCCUUAAUCGAUGAACAAGUUCUUUGUGUACACGGUGGAUUAUCCCCAGCUAUUUCAACGUUAGAUCAAAUUAGGACUAUUGAAAGAAAUCAAGAAAUACCGCAUAAAGGUGCUUUCUGUGAUUUGGUAUGGUCUGAUCCAGAAGACGUGGAUGGAUGGACAGUUAGUCCACGAGGAGCUGGUUGGCUGUUUGGAAGUAGAGUUACUUAUAAAUUUAUGGAAAUAAAUGACCUUAAACUGAUUUGCAGAGCUCAUCAACUGGUGCAUGAAGGCUAUAAAUACAUGUUUAAUGACAAAUUAGUGACAGUCUGGUCAGCUCCAAACUACUGUUACAGAUGUGGUAAUGUAGCUAGUAUUUUACAGUUUACAACAGUAGAUCAUAGAUGUCCAGUGCUGUUUCAGGCAGUACCUGAUUCGGAAAGAGUGAUUCCACCCUUAAUCACAACUCCAUACUUUUUGUGAUUUAACUUAGUAAUUCGUUUGUUUGGACGCAGAAAGGAGAUAUCUGUGUCUAAACUCAAUAGAAUUACAUGAUUUUUGGAUAAUGAAUCCAGGCUGGUACUAUGACGGAGCAUAAAAAUUCCCUAAAAUAUAUUACAGAAUAUUGUAUUGCUUGAAAUUUUUUUUAUCUCCCUUUGGGUUAAAUCAAUUUUUUUAUUUCUUAUUAAAAGAAUACAUAUUUUAAUGUUUUUUCUAAUCAAACUUGUAUAACUUUGCAGACAAUUUACCAUGUAAUUAUUACGAGAAAAGAGUAUUGAAACAAUUUUUAAAAGAAUUUUAUGAACUUUUGUAUAUUAAAAAGCCAAUUUUUAUACUUAGCAUCUGCCAUUGCAUCAGCCUGAUUUCUCUAGUUUAAAAAUAUUUCCCAUUGGAAUAAAUGUGAAACAUUUUAUGGUCUAGACGCUUCGCUGUCUACUGUGUACAUUCUAUAGAGCAUUCGUAUCUCAGAGCAACGUUGUGAACAUAUUGUUGCGAAGGCUGAGGCUUUUUAAAUAAUUUAUGAACAUAAUUAAGUAAAUGGUCCAACUGUGUGUGGAUGGAUAAAUAAACAGAUGUCAUAUAUAAAACAUUCCGGCAUAUAAGACAGGCGCUCUGAGUACAAUCAAUGCUUCAUUGAUAUUAUGAUCGUUGUGCGUAGAAUUCAGGUUUAUUCAAGCGUAAGCGUAUAUACUAUUGUUAAGGUCUUCCUGAGUAAAUGAUACAUUUCCGAUUUAGUAGAUAUACAUACUGGUGUGCUGCGUGCAAUUUUUUAAUUCUAGAUGCGCAAUCAGUGUUCUUAGCAGCAUAAAUUUGGCGUUUUAUAUGCCAUGGUACAAAUAGCGUAUAGCAGUAGCCAAAGUUUUUCUGCCUAGGUAAGGAAAUCUACGAGAGGAUUGUAUUAUUCAUAAUUGUUUUUUUUCUUUUUUUUUCUUUUUUUUCUUUCUUUUAUUUCUCUUUUAUUUUGUUUCGUUUCUAAUCUUGUAUCCUUUUUUACGCACAUGACAUUUUUUUAUAUCAUCUUUUAAAACGUAUAUAUAUAUAUAUAUAUAUAGAUAUAUAUAGAGCUCUCAAUAUCGAUCACCUGCAAAGUAUACUCUUAUUCUACUAUUGGUAUUCGUUCAUAAAAGCUCGGCCUUUUUAGCCAUUUUUCUCUCUUUCUAUAUAAGUACAAAGCAAUAGUUUUGAAUAUUAUUACAUAUAUUAUCCGCGUCUUUGUACAGUUUCCACGUUGUAUGCCAAAUUGCUGUUGUACUGAAUAAUCGUAUUAGCUAGUUUCUUAUAAGUUCAUUACUAUAGGGAGCAACUUGUAAAACAAAUCGAGACCCUUAGCAAUGUGCCUCUCUAAAUUGAUAAGCGUUUGUGUAAUAUAAUAUGAUAACAGUAUCUAUACAUAAUUAAUGGGAAACGCACUGGCCAUUGCGUAUUAUAAGCCUGAAUUCUGACCAUCGAUUGAUGAUGAUUAGCUCACGAUAUAUUCCUAAUUGAUCACAGACCCGAUUAAUAUCGCAUUGGCAAAUUGGCACUGGCUGUCAAAGUAUGGAAAUUAUUCUAUUUUGAAUUUUGUGAUAUAGAUCGAACGAGAGGCAUGUGAACGUUAUGUCGACGUUUAUAACGAUUCUCCUUGUCGAAAUCGUUCGAAGAUGUUUUAAUAACUUGUUACUUCAAGGAAUAUAGUAAACAUUUAAAACAGUGCCUUCAGAACUAUAAUACGACACGGUCUACUAGAAAUAAAUACUUUCUACCGACAGAUAGUAAUAGAAGUAAGACGAAUUAUAUGAUGAAUGCCAGAGAGUUCAACGAGGACGUAUAAAAACACACAUAUAACGUGUAGAAAAGAUCUCUUUAUCCGUUUUUGUUCUAAUCGCUUUGAAGAACAUCCUACGGAACGUUCUCUCUUCUAAUGAAAUUAAUUGCACAUAUCACACGUAUUUUUAUUAUAAUAUCACUUAUGUGCUUUAGUCGACUAUUUAACAUUUUAAAUAAUUGAACUUUCGUGGCGGUCGAUGAUAGAUUAACCGUCCGACUUUUCAGUUUAUUCACACAUAUCUUAUAUCAUUUUUAUUAUCUUUAUUCGAAAAAAAAAA